Molecule: messenger RNA, 1621 nt
Organism: Pogona vitticeps (central bearded dragon)
Lineage: Eukaryota; Metazoa; Chordata; Lepidosauria; Squamata; Agamidae
Gene: FGF8
Product: fibroblast growth factor 8
Molecular function (GO): growth factor activity
Source: RefSeq, a predicted model, not a curated record
GCGACGGGGAGAGUCGCCCGCGGCCCCGCAUCCCGCCCGUGAAAGUCAACAAAAGGCGAGGCGGCGCAAACCCCGCGCCGACCCGGAGCCUCCAGCGCCACUUUCUGCUCCGGUGACCGAUCAAGUUACCGUGUAAACCCGCUCAGGAUGAACCUCUUCUCUUCCAUAUUUAGCUAUUUGCUACUGCACUUGUUUGCUUUCUGCUUGCAGGCACAGGUAACUGUUCAGUCCCCACCUAAUUUUACACAGCAUGUGAGGGAGCAGAGCCUGGUGACCGACCAGCUAAGCCGCCGCCUCGUCCGCACCUAUCAGCUGUACAGUCGGACCAGUGGGAAGCACGUGCAAAUUCUGGACAACAAGAAAAUCAAUGCCAUGGCAGAGGAUGGAGAUGCACACGCCAAACUCAUUGUGGAGACCGACACUUUCGGGAGCCGGGUAAGGAUCAAGGGGGCUGAAACUGGCUUCUAUAUCUGCAUGAACAAGAAAGGAAAGCUGAUUGGCAAGAGCAAUGGCAAAGGCAAGGACUGUGUCUUUACAGAAAUUGUGUUAGAGAACAACUACACAGCAUUGCAGAAUGCCAAGUAUGAAGGAUGGUACAUGGCCUUCACUCGAAAGGGGCGCCCCCGCAAGGGGUCCAAGACCCGUCAGCAUCAACGCGAGGUGCACUUCAUGAAGAGGCUGCCCAAGGGCCACCAAACGACAGAGCCUCACAGACGCUUUGAAUUUCUCAAUUACCCUUUCAACCGGAGGAGUAAAAGGACUCGGAACUCUAGCCCUAAACCAACCCCUUGACCUGCCUGCCCGCUCCCUACUAGUGCCACUCCUGCCCUCCUUUCCCUUCCUUGGAGGACGGUGUGUAGAGACUUAAAUGAUGGACAAUGACUAGAGACUUACCUGUGAUAAUUAAAAGGGGAAUGGAAGAAGAGGAGGGGAAGGAAAAGAAACUUGACCUAGUUGUUUAUAAUUGUUUGUUCUGUGUUUUUUAAAAAACAUAAAAGAGGCUCUAUUUUUGUAUUCCAACGUUAUUGCUUUUUAAAAAAUAAGCAAUGUAAUGUUCAAUGACUCGUGGAGGGAUGCUCUUCACUUAGAAAUAUUUUGAGUCCAUUGGGAGGGGGGGAUAUGUUAUGUUUUUAAUAGAAUGCUUUUAAUAGGGGGAGGGGGUGGGUAGGAGGUAGUUGACCUAGGGUUAAAAAUAGACUGUGCCCUCUCCAAAUGUAUAAAUCAAUUUGGGACCAAGUGUCUACCUCAGAUAAAACAAAUAAAUUAAUGGAACUCCUCUUUAUUUCUGUGGAUCUCUUCCCAAUAUUUUCAGACUUCAAAGUUGGUUGAAAUUGGAUUUGUUCAAGUCCUUUUGAAACCAAUGAGACUUCUAGGCACUCACUAGUUGCAAUUUGCAGGUAUUGUUUCCAUUUGGGAUUAAGAGAGAAGAAAGAAUGACUACCACUAUCAAGGUGGUACUACAGCAUGGAAACAUUAAAUUUUGCCACCCUAACAUAGAAACAUAUAGUCAGCCAUUGCUGGCUGUGGAGUUCUGGGAGUUUAAUUCUAAAAGUAACGUUUCCAAGCACUGGGUGGUACUAAGAUGAGGGCCAUUAGUUUUGAUUUGUUUUUCCUAUCAAAG